UAGCGAGCGAGAGCGGGGUCGUAGCGUAGUCAAUGCUUCGUUUGCAUUGAGCGCGUUCGUCCAUUUCGUUCACUCAGUCAGUCCGCAACGCGCUGUCUAACAGAACGCACGCGCGCUCGUGUUUUAUACUCAAAUCGGAGUUGUUAUAUUUAUAAUUCCAGUUGCAUUUUGCAUUCCUUAGUCAAAUUUAUUUAUUGAAUAGAACAGUGACUUCAUUGAUAUUUUCUAAAAUUCCUUCAUGAACUGUGAUCGUGUUUUUUAUCGUUUCAAACAAUAAUAAAACGGCAAGAUAAACCUGCACCACGACAGGUCGACAUGAGUGGAUUGACAAUCAGAGUUAAAAGAGGAUCGAGGGGUAGUGCUACUCUUCUUGAAGCAGCUAACAGAAUUCUCAGGCUACUAGGCGUUAGCUCAUCAAAGCGCGGGAAACAGCCCUCACCCAAAUCGAAGACAAACGGUCGAGUCGCAACCGAGGUUAGGGCACCCAUUGCAGCUGUCGAGAUCGUCGUCGAGUCCCCGAUCAAGAUGCAAGCAUCGCCUACUCCCGCCGCUCCUACAGCAGCGCCCACAUCAUCACCCGCACCCAGUCAGUCAUUCAAACCCACAAAACGAACGGCUAAAGACUACAUAUUUGGAAAACUCAUCGGAGAUGGAAUGUUUAGCACUGUUUUCCUCGCUAAAGACAUUCACAGUGGAAAGGAGUAUGCAAUUAAAGUUUGCGAAAAACGGCAUAUCAUCCGGAAAAAGAAAAUGGAAUAUAUCAAACGGGAAAAAGAUGCGUUAAACAUGCUUUUCAAAGUUCCGCACGGUUUUGUUAAACUGUAUUGCACGUUCCAAGAUGCAGAAAGAUUAUACUUCGUGUUGUCGUACGCAAAGAAUGGCGAAUUGUUAUCUUUUAUUAACAAAGUUGGUUCGUUCGAGUUGAAUGUAGCUAAAUUUUAUGCUGCCGAACUUUUAUCGGCAUUAGAAAAGAUGCAUGCUAAAGGAAUAAUCCACCGAGACUUGAAGCCUGAAAACAUUUUACUUGAUGAAAAUAUGCAUUUGCAAAUAGCAGAUUUCGGAACUGCAAAAAUUAUGGAUCCUGAAGAAAUAAAAUCGGCUCCCGUUGCUCAAGAGGAGGACUCAACAAGGAAUGAACGCUCUAGGAAAAUUAGUUUUGUUGGAACGCCACAAUAUGUGAGCCCAGAACUUCUACAUAACUGUGUAGACACUCGUACAUCCGACUUAUGGGCGUUAGGUUGCAUUAUCUACCAAAUGAUCUCUGGAUUGCCUCCUUUCCGCGCUGCUACUGAGUUUCUUACCUUCCAAAAAAUAUUGAAAAUGGACUAUGAAUUUCCAGAAGGAUUUCCCGCUGACGCUAAAGAUUUAGUUGAGAAAUUAUUAGUUUUGGAUCACACCAAGAGGAUCGGAGCUGAAGACAGAGGAGAUACCUAUGAAACCAUUCGAAAUCAUCCAUUCUUCGCCGGAAUAGAUUGGGAUAAUAUUUGGGAACAAACCCCUCCAACAAUUAGUCCUUAUUUACCAGGAGGGUCAUUUGAAGAAGAAUACAAUAUCCCUGAUCAUCUCGAACCAGGACUAGGCAAUAAUCAACUUGUGCGUCUGUGGGAAUUCGACCUAUCUACAUCCAAAGGUAUAUUAGAUAUCAGUCCAGAAGAGAAGCGUCGACGUUUGGAAAUUCAAGCCCGUGAAAAUAAAUGGCACCAAUUUGUUGAUGGAGAAUUAAUACUAAAACAAGGCUAUGUGGACAAGAGAAAGGGAUUGUUUCCUCGUCGUCGUAUGCUGUUACUCACUACCGGCCCUCGUCUAUUCUACGUGGAUCCCACUAACAUGGUUCUUAAGGGAGAAAUUCCUUGGUCGCCCGAACUACGCGUAGAAGCAAAGAACUUCAGAAUAUUUUUGGUGCACACGCCUAAUCGUACCUACUACCUCGAAGACCCAGAAUCGUACGCGCUAGAAUGGACUCGCGUGAUAGACGAGGUUCGCAUCGGCACAUAUGGGCGGGAUACGACUUAAGUAGGCGCGGUGUCUGCACGAGUCGCGUCCGCGCCGCCGCCGCCGCGGCCCCUGGGACCCUUCCGCCCCCCGCUCGGCGCGUGCACACUUCUAGGGUACUGUAGUUCGUGUUCAGCACGCAGACAGGUCAACCAUGAUAGCUUCGCGACGAAUCACGUCCUGAAGCGAUGCACCGGCCGAGCGCCGUGGGGCGUGUGGCGCCGUCAUAUAAGUAUGCUGCAACGCGCUACCGCCAGCACACACGGAGACGCCACGAGACGACAACGGCCACCCACGCCGACAGCCGUCGAUAACUGAUUGACUGAUUCCUAUUAUUAAUUAGUAUAUCCCGACUAUCUUAUCAUAAAUUAUUCUAAUUAAGUCCUUAUUUAAUUGUGGAUAUCGGUGAUGUGUAAAUAUUUGUCUUAAAUUAUUAUUAUUGCAAUCGCUUAGGUUAGAAUAUAUAAUGUGUAAUCGUGGGCCGUGUAGUCUUACACGGACCUUUGUAAGAAUGGACUUGUUAUUCACCACCUGCGUGUUCACAAAGCCCGUUCCGGUUGGUAACUAGGCAAUUUAUAGCUAAAUUGAAUAUUAUUUAUUUUAAUUUUAAUUAUUUGCCAACGGAAUGUGUCUGCUGUACAGUUAAUAAUGGUAGAAAAUUAUAAUCAGACUGUUUCCACGUUUUGCGUCGCGUAUCACUAAAAGUAUGUUAGUUAAUUUGUUGAAAGUUGCGUGUUAUUAAUACGAAAAGUUUACAUGUGAAAUGCUGUAAAAGAUAAAUACGUGAAACUGGAAAGGUCUGAUGUGACAAGGAUAGCUUCUUGUUGAGCUGAACAGAUUUGCUAGCAUAUGUGAUAGUAAUACAUAAUGCUAGCGUGGUUUAGCUGCUCGCUCUCCGUGCACGUGCGCGUCACGUUGAGAGCAAUGCUUAGUAUAACGUGCAUCAUAAUCAUGCACUAUAAUCCUAAUUUAGAAAAGGUAUACGGAUAACAUCGCUACUCAAAGUGAUAAUUAUGCUAUUGGAAUGCUAUAUUAAUUAUUGAAAUUCUUAAAUGUUGUUAAUUUAAAAUUCAGGAUGCUUUCAGUGUCCCUAAUUUUUGUGUUUUGGUAAAUUUGUAUGAAAAAUAUGUUCUUCGCCAUUGCGAACAUUCAAUGUCAUGGCUUUUAGGUCUUGGUUUCGAUUCUAUCGAAAUUAAUUGUUUAUUAUUGUAGCCUGUUUAAAUUAGUGUAUUAAAUGCCUAAAACUUGCCUGGAAUAUUUAAAUUAGGGCUGAUUUUAUUGUAUAAUUGGAUUAAAUCCAUGGUUCAAUGUAAAACCCUAAUUUUAGUGAAAUAUAGUCAUAAUAUUUAGAAUUCCAGCUUUAGUGUUGAAAAUUGAUUAUAUUGGUUUCAAUAGUGAAAUAUAUUUUGGAUUAUGACAUAGAAACAGAUGAUAAUAGCAAUCUGACUACUCCAUGACAUUGUUAAUAUUUAAACAAAUAAUAAUAAAUCUGCAUUUAAAAUUUAAAUAACUGUUAUCUAUUGUAAUUAUGUUACAACAUUUGUAUUUGCGUAAAUUCCCAUAUAGUAACAAAAUACGAAAUUGAAAGUAAAUUGAAGUUGAUUUUUUGAUAUA
Messenger RNA from Diatraea saccharalis (sugarcane borer), 3606 nucleotides. NCBI's taxonomy places the organism in Eukaryota, Metazoa, Arthropoda, Insecta, Lepidoptera, Crambidae. The record is from the annotation of a GenBank genome assembly.